GUGAAAUGGGAGACUUAGACUGGAUAGCCUCCAAGGCCCGUUCCACCUCCUGUGAUGCUAAAAUGUCAAAUUCUGAUUUGUACAUCACUUGGCUCCCAUCCUUGGGUGCCAAACGGGCUAUUUCACUCUCUUUCCUUUGCCUUGCCUUUGGCCUGCACAUCGUUAAACAGAAGCCAGCGGCUGCGCACAAAACCCUCUCGGACCUCAGCUCCUCCCGCCUUCAGCAGCGUUCGGCUUCGGGAGGAAAAGAAAGCGAAGCCCAGCUCGUGGAGCUGGCGAGGUUGGAUCUUUCCCCCUUGGGGCAACCACGUGGUGGAGGCGCGCGCCAGGCUCCGCUCGGCCCCUCCCCAUUACGGCCCUCGGGCCCGGUCCGCCGGUGGAGCGCGGGGUGCGUACGCGACGGAGCGGGGUGUGAAGAUGGCGGACGAAGAGGCCGACCAGGAGAGCCUCAGCCGAAGCGGCGGUGGCUGCGCCGCGGAGCUGCAGCGUCUAGGCGAGCGGCUCCAGGAGCUGGAGCGGCAGCUGCGGGAGAGCCGCGGGACGGCCGUGGAGGCAGCCACCGAGUACUGCCAGCAGCUGUGCCAGACACUCCUUGAAUAUGCUGAGAAAUGGAAAACCUCAGAAGAUCCUUUGCCUUUGUUGGAGGUUUACACAGUGGCUAUUCAAAGCUAUGCUAAAGCACGACCAUAUCUUACCUCCGAGUGUGAAAAUGUAGCGUUGGUGCUGGAACGACUGGCAUUAAGCUGUGUCGAACUUUUAUUGUGUCUGCCCUUUGAGUUAUCAGAUAAUCAAUGGAAAGAGUUUCAGGCAUUGGUGCAGGUAGCUCAUAAAAAGCUGAUGGAGAAUGGAAGCUGUGAAUUGAAUUUUUUAGCUAAUCUUGCUCAAGAGACUGGAGUUUGGAAAAACCCAAUACUGCAUGCAAUUCUUUCCCAAGAACCAUUGGAUAAGGAAAAAGUGAAUGAAUUUUUAGCCUUUGAGGGUCCCAUCCUGUUGGAUAUGAGAAUUAAACAUCUAAUCAAAGCAAAUCAGUUAAGCCAAGCUACUGCCUUAGCAAAGUUAUGUUCUGACCAUCCAGAAAUUGGCACAAAGGGCAGUUUUAAGCAAACCUACCUUGUCUGUCUCAGCACAUCAUCACCAAAUGACAAGUUAAUUGAAGAGAUCUCAGCAGUUGAUUGCAAAGAUGCUCUAGAAAUGAUAUGUAACUUAGAAUCUGAUGGAGAUGAAAAAAGUGCUCUGGUUUUAUGUACUGCAUUUCUGUCCCGCCAGCUACAACAAGGAGACAUGUAUUGUGCCUGGGAGCUGACUCUCUUUUGGAGUAAAUUGCAACAAAGAGUAGAACCAUCUGUACAAGUGUAUCUAGAGAGGUGUCGUCAACUUUCUUUGUUAACCAAGACAGUCUAUCACAUUUUCUUCCUGAUUAAAGUUAUCAAUUCUGAGACUGAAGGAGCUGGGCUUGCCACCUGCAUUGAACUAUGUGUGAAAGCUCUUCGAUUAGACUCUGCUGAAAACACUGAAGUAAAAAUAUCUAUUUGCAAAACAAUUUCAUGCUUGUUGCCUGAAGAUCUGGAGGUCAAGCGUGCUUGUCAGUUGAGUGAAUUUCUUCUUGAACCCACAGUCGAUGCGUAUUAUGCUGUUGAAAUGUUGUAUAACCAGCCUGACCAGAAAUAUGAUGAAGAGAAUCUUCCAAUACCAAAUUCACUACGCUGUGAGCUCUUACUUGUGUUAAAAACGCAAUGGCCCUUUGAUCCAGAGUUCUGGGACUGGAAAACCUUGAAACGACAAUGCCUUGCAUUAAUGGGAGAAGAGGCAUCUAUUGUGUCUUCAAUAGAUGAAUUAAAUGACAGUGAAGUGUAUGAAAAAGUAGAUGACUACCAAGGAGAGAGAAAAGAAACUUCUGUAAAUGGACUUUCUGGCUGUUUUGAUGAAGCCUCAAGCCUUCUUAAAGGCAUACGAGAUGAGAAAGAAAAAAAGAAAGAAAUCAAAAAGUUAAGAGAAAGAGGAUUUAUAUCAGCUAGGUUUAGAAACUGGCAGGCCUACAUGCAGUAUUGUGUGCUAUGUGACAAAGAAUUUCUUGGACAUAGAAUAGUAAGACAUGCACAGAAGCAUUAUAAAGAUGGGGUUUACAGUUGCCCAAUCUGUGCAAAAAACUUUAAUUCUAAAGAAUCUUUUGUUCCUCAUGUGACUUUACAUGUUAAACAGUCUAGUAAAGAGAGACUGGCUGCUAUGAAACCACUGAGAAGAUUAGGAAGACCUCCUAAAGUACCAACGACCAAUCAGAAUCAAAAGACUGUUGCGAUAACCAAACAAGAGCAGCGUCCCAUAAAGAAGAACAGUCUUUAUUCCGCUGAUUUCAUUGUGUUCAAUGACAAUGAUGGUUCGGAUGAUGAAAAUGAUGACAAAGAUAAAUCUUAUGAACCUGUUCAGAAGCCAAUACCUGUCAAUGAAUUCACUUGUCCUGUAGCUUUCUGUAAGAAAGGUUUUAAAUAUUUUAAAAACUUAAUUGCUCAUGUCAAAGGACACAAAGAUAAUGAAGAAGCUAAGCGUUUCCUUGAAAUGCAAAGCAAAAAAGUUAUUUGCCAGUAUUGUCGGAGGCAUUUUGUAAGUGUUACUCAUCUCAAUGAUCAUUUACAAAUGCACUGUGGCAGUAAACCCUAUAUAUGUAUACAGAUAAAAUGCAAGGCAGGUUUUAAUAGUUAUGCAGAGCUUUUAACACAUAGAAAAGAGCACCAGGUCUUUAGAGCAAAGUGUAUGUUUCCUAAGUGUGGCAGAAUAUUUUCAGAAGCCUAUCUACUUUAUGAUCAUGAAGCACAGCACUAUAAUACCUAUACCUGCAAAUUCACAAGUUGUGGGAAAGUUUAUCGUUCUCAGAGUGAGCUCGAAAAGCAUUUGGAUGAUCACAAUACUGAAAAAGUGCAGGCUCCUGAAGGCCAAACCAAUCCAUCUGAUGAAUCAGUUCAGCCUUCAAAAGUGAGUGAAAACAUAGAUGAAAAUAUUAAAAAUGAGAAAUCUGUGCUUCCUUCAGAAAAUGACACUAGUAACAACUUAGCAGUAGAUGGAAGCAGUUCUUGGGACCAAAACAAAACAGAAUCAUUUGUGACUGAGCAAGGAAAAAUUUCUGUCUCUGUUCUUGGGCAGACUGAUACAUUAUUGCCUGAUUGUUCAGAAAACCCUGUUAUUCCUUUUCUUUCACAAAAUGAAACAAAUGCAUUAACCCACAGCAUUAAAGUGUCUCUCAGCCAAGGACUCCAGGAUAAUAUUGUGAAGCAGGAAAAAUUGGCUGCUACAGGCUGUAUGAUGAACACUGAUAAUUCUGUGGGUACCCAAUUAUGUACAAAAGUUAAGGAUGCUUGUAAUGAUUCUUGUCUUCCAGGUUUGCAGGUAAGAAAAGAGAAUAAUUGCUUAAAUCAGGGAGAGCAUGUUCAAAAUACUUCAGCAAAUUCAGAUCCCCUUAAAAUAGGUGAUCUUGCACCUCAAAACUUAGAAAGACAAGUUAACAACCUUAUGACCUUUACCUUACAAAAUCAAGCAGUAUUUCAAAACAAUUUGCCUAUUUCCAAACUUGAAUUUGAAGGUAAUGCUAAAACUACAUCUGGUCUUUAUAAUUUACCACUUAAGACAUUAGAAGGUAUCACUUUUGUUCCACCACAACCCAAUCUGAGCAGUCCUUUAGUGGCUCCACCUGUUCCACCAACAGCUCCAGUACAGAAAUUCUGUUGUCAGGUUGAAGGAUGUACUCGAUCUUAUAAUUCUUCACAAAGUAUUGGGAAACACAUGAAAACAGCACAUCCUGACCAAUAUGCAGCAUUUAAAAUGCAGCGUAAAAGCAAAGGAAGGCAGCGAUCCAGCAACCUAAAUACACCAAGUGAAGGAAAGUGUGUGUAUUUUUUGCCAUCACAGGUGAACAGUAACAGUAAUAGUGUUUUUACACCCCAGACCAAAACCAGUGUGAAACCUACUUGUUCAACUCAGUUGCCACAUGGCUCAGCUCAGUUGCCACAUGUUUCAACUCCUCUUUUUCCAAUUCAUCUAGAAAAUUUAUCAAAUCCAUUGUUGCCCUCAAUGGAAAGUGUCAUGAGUACAAAUUUUCCUUCUCAUGUUAAAAGUGAACCAGGUGUAUUAUGUGCCCCAAUGGAAAAUUUGUCAAACACAGCAUUGCCAUCCCAAUUGGAAGAUAUAGCAAAAACGGUUUUGCCAUUGAAUAUUGACAGUGGUUCAGAUCCUUUCCUUCCUUUGCCUUCAGAAAGUGGUUCAAUAUCUCUUUUCCCUUCACCAGCAGAUAAUGGAACUAAUUCAGUAUUUUCCCAGCUGGAAAAUAAUACAAAUCACUUCUCACAAGUUGAAGGAAAUACUAAUGCUGCCUUUGUAAAGGAAGAGAGUGCCCCAAAUACAGUUUUUUCUUCAGAAGUAAACACUGCAAAUAGCCUCAGUGCCACCACCCCACAACAUCCAGCACCAGAAAAAAAUAAAAAGGACCGUGGACGGGGCCCCAAUGGUAAAGAAAGAAAACCCAAACAUAAUAAAAGGGCUAAGUGGCCAGCAAUAAUUAGAGAUGGUAAGUUUAUCUGUAGCAGGUGUUACAGGGUUUUUACUAAUCCCAGAUCACUGGGUGGACAUUUGUCUAAACGGUCCUAUUGUAAGCCACUAGAAGGAUCAGAAAUUUCUCAAGAAGCUUUGCAGAGUAAUGGUCAGUCUUCUCUUCUUGCCAACAUGAUACUCUCUACAAAUGCAAUAAAUGUACAGCAACCACCACAACCUACCUUCAGUUCAGAAACAUGUUUUAAAGAUCCAUCAUUUCUUCAGCUACUUACAUCUGAAAAUCGGGCAUCAACGUUUUUACAGAAUACAUUUCCUCGUUCUGCUGUGACUAAUUUUAAUACCACUGUGAAUGAGGAAGGAAGUGAAAUUAUCAAACAAGCCUUGGAGACUGCUGGUAUUACCAAUACAUAUGAGAAUACAGAGAUUCUUUCACACAUGGUUCCAACAACUUGUGUCACUGAUGCAACACAAGUAAAUGCAGCAGUUAUACCCAAUCCAGAUGUUUCUCCUCUGUUGCAGACUGUCUGUCAUCCAAAUACUCUGCUAACAGAUCAAAAUAGGACUCUAAGCACAAAAACUCCUUCCAUGAAUGACUGCAGCAACUUGCCAGUAUUUCCACCAGAUGAAUUACUACUGAAGACUGUUGAAAAUGGUUUGUGCUCGGGUUCAUUUCCCAGUUCUGUUGGAUCAUCACAAAAUUUUACCACUAAUAGUUCCCGUGCUUCAGUUAUAAGUGGUCCCCAGAAUGUAAGGGCUAGUCAUUUAAAUAAAAAGGGAAACUGUGCUUCUAAAAGAAAGAGGAAAGCUGCUCCACCAUUACAUGAGAAUAGUCCUCAAAACUUAGGGACAAAUGACUUAACAGCAAUGGGACUAUUAGCAAAGAGCAUUGAAGGAAAUGCACAGACACCAACUGAUAAUCUUCAGCCCCAGGCAUUGGUGGAAAAUCUCACACAGAAGUUAAAUAAUGUUGACAAUCAAUUGUUUAUGGCCAGUAUUAAAGAAAACUUCAAAGCAAAUCUUGAGUCUCAUGCUGCAUUAACUCCUUUAGCAAUAAAAACUGAAAAUGGAGAUUCCCAAAUGAUGGCUAUGAAUUCAUGCACUACCUCAGUAAACUCUGACUUGCAGAUUUCUGAGGACAGUGUUAUACAGAACUUUGAAAAGACUCUGGAAAUUAUUAAAACUGCUAUGGGUUCUCAAAUCCUUGAAGUUAAAAAUGAAAUCCAAGAUGUCAUUGGAGCAUCACAAAAUUCACAGAUGAGUUAUAACACUCAGAUCCCUUCAGUAAAUAUAAUGCAAAAUUCGAAAAUGCCUGAUAUGUCUCAGUUUUCAUUGCAAAGAGAUAUCACCACUGCAAAUGGCAACUCUCCUAAGCCUGAAAUGCCACUUAAGGAUGAUUUUCAAGUAUUAGAAAUUUUGGAAGGCUUACAGAAACUAAAGUUAGAAAAUGACAUAUCUGUUCCUCUUCCAGGUAAGGUACCCCAGUGUCUACCAGUGAAUACAUCAGCUCCUUUGGUUUCCACACCAGUUAAAGCAAUCCCAAAUACAGUAGUCAUUCAGCAGACUUCUGAAGUGGGAAAUAAUAUUCAGUAUAGUGAUAAAGUUAAUAAACCUUUUGUAUGCCAAGACCAAGGUUGUACCUACAGUGCUAUGACAAAGGAUGCCUUAUUUAAACACUAUGGUAAAAUUCAUCACUAUACUGCAGAGAUGAUUAUGGAAAUUAAGAAACAUCAACUCAAGUAUGCUCCAUUCAAAUGUGUUGUAACUACCUGUCCAAAAACAUUUACAAGAAAUUCUAAUCUCCGGGCACACUGUCAAUUGGUACAUCACUUUACAUCAGAAGAGAUGGUCAAAUUAAAAAUUAAGAGACCUUAUGGAAAAAAAUCUCAGAAUGAAAAUGUAACAGCAACCCCACAAGUUGUAGAAAUAAAAAAACAGACCACUUUGACAGUGGAAAAUAAAAGUGAAGUACAACCUCCUGUAGAAGUUGAGAUACAGAAGGAAAUUACCAUAAAUACUGUGGCAAUGACUGCAGAAACUCCGCUUAUAGAAAAAAAAAAUCCUGAAAAAACAGAAAGUUCUCCACCAACAGUUACAGCUACUCCAGAGCAAUGUGACACACAUUCUUGCAAUAACAUAGAGAUAAAAGGUCGAAAAAAUAGGAGGCAUAAAAAAGAAAAGGAGGAGAUAAAACACAAAAAACCAGAAACCCAAUCUCCUGAGGUGCCAACAAGAUAUAGUCCCUAUAGACCAUAUAGGUGUGUUCAUCAAGGUUGUUUUGCAGCUUUUACAAUUCAGCAAAACUUGAUUCUUCAUUACCAGGCUGUACAUAAAUCAGAUCUACCUGUAUUCCCUGUGGAGAUUGAAGAAGAAAGUGAAGCUUGUAAAGAAAGUGAAGAAACUGAAACUAAACAGACUGUGAAAGAAUUCAGAUGUCAAGUGAGUGACUGCUCUCGAAUUUUUCAAGAGGUAACUAGUUUGUUACAGCACUACAUGAAACUUCAUGAGAUGACUGCUGAGGAAAUUGCAAGUAUGCCCCCCAUCCUAGAUUGUGGGAGAUUUCCAUGUGAUCAGUCCCAUUGUAAGUCUUCAUUUACUACAUGUUUGAACUAUAUUAUUCAUCUUGAGAUGGACCAUGCAGUCAAAUUCAGGCCCAAAAAAAUAGAAGAAGAUGGUAUUUACAAAUGUGAUUGUGAAGGUUGUGACCGAAUUUAUGCAACUAGAUCUAAUCUACUGCGACACAUUUUUAAUAAACAUAAUGACAAACAUAAAGCUCACUUAAUUAGGCCAAGAAGAUUGACACCUGGUCAAGAAAACAUAUCAAGUAAGGCAAACCAAGAGAAAUCAAGAUCUAAACAUCGAGGGACAAAACACAACAGGUCUGGAAAAGAGGGAAGCAAGGCUUCUAAAAACAAACGAAAGAAAAAUAUUAUUUCAGAAAACAAAAAUUCAAAAGCUGAGCAGGUUGAAGAAAAUAAACCUUACUCUUUGAAACGUGGAAAGCACGUGUAUUCUAUAAAAGCUAGGAAUGAUGCUUUAUCUGAGUGUACAAGCAGAUUUGUAACCCAAUAUCCAUGUAUGAUAAAGGGAUGCUCAUCAGUUGUUACAAGUGAGAACAAUAUAAUUAGACAUUAUAAAUGCCACAAGUUAUCAAAGUCAUUUACUUCACAACACCGUGAUCUUCUCAUUGUCUUCAAACAGUGUUGUCCAGCACAAGUAAAAGAUACUUCUUCUGAACAAGAAGUAGACAAAAAAAGUGAUGUGAAAGAAUCUGAUACAUGUAUAUCUGAGAGCACCAAUGACUCAAGUACAACAACAGUUCUACAGAGUGAGGUUGAAAAAGAUGAAAUGGAUGAAUUAACAGAAUUGUUUAUUACCAAACUGAUUAAUGAAGACAGUGCAACUGUGGAGAACCAAGAAGAUAAUACAGCUUCAUCUAUAAGCACUGACAUUCAGGAAAAUAUCACCUGUCAAUCUGAAAAACAACAAUCAAACAACUUAAAGAGAGCAAGUAAAGAAAAAGCUGUCUCCCAAAACAAAAAGAAGAAGGUUGAAAAGCCAGAAGAAAUUUUGGCAGUUGAAGUAAAUAGCAUGCAUAAAGAAGAAGAAACAGCAGUUGCAAUUCAAACCACAGAGGAGCAACCUACAACUUUUGACUGGAGUUCAUUUAAACCAAUGGGAUUUGAAGUAUCGUUUCUCAAGUUUCUUGAGGAGUCUGCAGUGAAGCAAAAGAAAAAUACGGACAAGGACCAUCAAAACAAUGGAACUAAAAAAGGCUCUCACUCAAACUCAAGAAAAUCCACUGACAAGACUUCUUUUGCAAGUGGUGAUCACAUAUGGACAUGUUCUGAAAGUGAGACCUUUGUACAGUUUGCCAAUCCAUCACAACUUCAGUGCAGUGAAAAUGUAAAAAUUGUUUUAGACAAAACUCUUAAAGAUUGCACUGAACUUGUAUUAAAGCAGCUUCAGGAAAUGAAACCUACUGUCAGUCUGAAAAAACUUGAAGUACAUUCAAAUGAUACAAAUAUUUCAGGCACAAAAGAAAUAAGUAGGGGUAAUGAAAAUGGAGAAUUGUAGUACUGAUAACUAAUAUACUCUGAAUACAAACUGUACAUUUUUAUUUUGAAUAGGAAGCCAUCAAGCAUGCUAGUAUUUGUGAAUUUUUUUAUUAUUAUUGUUUUUUGUUGUUGUUGUUGUUGUUGAAGUGAAUUAACCUGGAAAAAAAAAAAUCAUGACUCUAGUCAUGUAAAAUUUUGUGGUUUUAUCCCUAUGGGACUUGAGGAACAUAAUCAUUGCUUCAAUUUUUGUAAAUAAUUGAGCUAAACCUCAAAUUUCUAUAAAAAAAAAUUGUCCUUUCCAUGAACUAAAUCUUUGUGAAUUGUCUGUGAUUGGUAUCUUUCACCAGGUCACUGCUCAUGUAUAACAGUACUCCUUAUUUGUAGAUACCUUUUUUGUAUAUAUUUAUUAUUGUAAAUCAUUUGCUGCCACCAGCAGUCUGUAAGUCUAAACUAUUAAAUGACACAUUUAUAUUCGGAAUUUUAAUUUGUAACUAAGUGAUCAAGUUUUUAAAAUUGUCUUUAAUUGUUUUAAAUUAAGAACUUUUUAAACUAAAGCUAGAAAAUCUGCCAUAUCCAGUUUAUUUUGCAUACAGCAUUUAUUUACAAGAGGAAUUUGAUGAAAUUACAUUUCAUAGGGUAAAUACAUCAUACUAACAACAUGCUCAUAUUUGUAAGUUUACCAUCCAAUAUCUUUGGAUGGAUGGCAUUCAUGUGUAGUUAAAGCAGAUUCUUUUAACAGUUUCCUAUAGCUACACUUUUUUUCCCUCAGUGCUUCUAAUUGAAUAUAGAGGAAUUACAAUGGAAAUGUGAAUAAAGAAUUUACAUCAGAGAUUUUAAACAUUUGGUAUUAAAGAAUCCAUUGUGAAUGUGAUAGAAAAUUUAGUAGUGUGGAGCAGUGUAUAUAUAUAUUUGAGGUGGUAAAUUGUGAAGUAGCCCAGUAUUGCCUUAAAUAAAAAUCACAUUUCAUUUCUUGUUUUAUACAUGGUAUCUUAUAAAGGUUUUUUUUAAUUUUCUGAAUUUACAAAUUGGUGUAUAGCUUUAAAAUUUAUAAACUCAUAAGGGAAAAUAUUUUUAAGACAUUUUUAUAUACCUUAAAAUAGGUAAAAAUAAAAUUCCAUCUUGAUUCUAUAAAAUGUAAGAGUCCAAACAUUUAAAAUAAUAUAAACAAAACGUUUCCUGUAAAGGAAAUAGAAUGCUGUGAUUUUACAGUUUAAAUUCUUACAUUCUAUAAUCUGUCUAUUUUUCUACCAUAUUCACAGGGUUUUUUUUCUUUUUUAGAAUGGACCUCAAAAGCAGUAUUAAUAGUAAUUGUUGGUUUUAACGAACACAGUAUUCAUUUACCAUUUAACUUAGCUUUACAUUCACUGGUAUUAAAUUUUUAAAUAAUCUGUACCCCAAAAAUACAAGGUAAAUAUGGUUUUAAAAUAUUUUAUUGAUUUAACUUUUACUCUAAAGUCAACUGAUUUUUUUAAAAAAUCUUUUGGCUUUCCUGUAAAGCCAGUUUCCAUCAUUUAUAAUUGCACUUCUCUGUCAUAAAUAACACUGUUAGUUUCUAUUCUUUGAUUGUCUUAUGACAGAUUAACUUAAUAGUCAUACCAUGAUGAUAUGAAGGUAUCAUCUUCUUUGUAUUAUAAAGUUCACAAACAAAAAAAAGCACAUUAAGCGUCAGCUUGAUAGUAUUCUGAGCAAUCAUGAUCAACCAGUGAAUUAUUUUCUUUUUAAAAUUUUUAAAGGACAUUUUAUCUUUAAAGUACUGUAGUUUUAUUUUCCUGAAGCUGUGGGACAUGUUGAACAGUCCAUUUGCCUCUUUAAAUUUCUGGGAAGAUAUAAAAUGUGACAUGAAUUAAAAUUCUUACACUUUGCUAAAGUCACUGUUAUUUAUGAAUUCAUAAUUUUCUCUUAUGGACAACUAAAACAUGGUGUGUUUGAGAUUAGCAAUAGCUUAUAGGUAGCUUUGAAUAAUUUUAAUAUUAAAGUUUUGUUAACUGGAUUUUUCCAUACAGUUUGCCAAGUCUUUGACAACAGGAAAUUCUGUCUAAUUGGCUCUUAUAUAGUGCCUAGCACAGCAUCAUGUGCAAGUAAGUGCUUAAUAAAUUAUUUUUUAUAAAUACUAUGGUGAUGGCCCUUAACGUAUGAAUUUAGGGUACCUGGGUUCCUCCUCCUCCCCCCCCAAAUUAGGAAAAUUGACUAAAAUUGUUAUUGGCUAUUCAUCUAUGUAUCACUUACAAGAGAUUAAUACCAAUGACUAAAUGUAAUAGAAUGAGGCAAUGUUCUAAAAUAUAAUUGGGGAAUUAAAGUCUGUUUCUUAGUAACAGAAACAUUUUGUCAUAUAUAGUCUAAAUGUUCUUUUACUAUAUUUUAAUUUUUCCAAAUGUAAUGAUCUUAAAAACUUAUAAAUGAGAAGUCAUGUCAUUCAUCACCAAUAUGCAUUGUCAUAAGUUAUGGUCAAAAGCAAUAUUUUAAUAGCGUUUAACCUUGUUAUUUUGAAAUACAAGGGACAGAAUAAAGUAGACUUGGAAUAAACAAGACUUGGAUUAUCCUAUAUUUUUAUUAGAGGAGGAAUAGGGUAUCCAUUCUCAGCUGGGAUAUAGCAGUUGAUUUCAGUUAUGCCCUACUUGCAAAGGUGUUAUACUGUACCAGUUUAUGGCCAACUUUUAAAAUAAGCACUGUUUAUACAAAAAGGGAAGAAAUUCAGUAGAAAAAAGUGAGCUGAUUUUUUACAUGGAAUGUUGUCAAACUUUUUCUAAACAGAAAUGUUCUCAAUUUAAUUAUCAGUGCCAUAUUGAAUUAUGCUUCAAAUCUAUUAGAGAAAAGCACUUAAAAAUUAUAUCACUAGUUAUCCAGUCUACUCUAUAGUUUCCUAAGAUUUUAAUUAUAUCUUUGAUUUAUAUUGGUUUUUCCUAACUUUUACAUUGUAACCUAAGCCUUUCAAUUUUUUCCUUUUAAAAAUGAACUCAGCAAAGAGUAUAAUUUAGUUAUUGUGAAUGCUUUUUGACAUUUAUAAGGAACGUUAAAAAAUAGGAAAGGACCUUUAAAAAGGAAAAACUAAGAGAUUGCAGUUUCCCUAGAUUGCAUGUUUUACCUCACUUGUGUACUUGCUUUAAGGAUUGUUCCUUCUCUCUUUCAGGGAAGAUAUUUAUAUGUUUAUUUACUAAUGUCUUACUAGGCUAAAACCCUAAGAAAUUUCUGAAUUAAAUAAUCCCUUUAUCAACACUUGAACGCCAAGAGGUUCCAAAAAAGCAAGGGAAAGAGGGAUUCAGAAUGACAGGAUUUUAAAAUAUGUAGGUACUGUAGAAUUUAUUAUAAAGAAAUUAUUUGUAUAACUUUAGGGAGAAGAAAAUAUGAUGGUUAUGAAAUACUAAAAUUAUAUGUAGGUUUUUUUCCUUGGAUUGUACUUCUACCCCACCCACAAAUCUUCAGAUAAUUAAAAGGUGGAUAUAGAAACUACAAAGGAUGGUAUAAAUUUCUUCAUGCUUUAUAAUGAGUAAAUCUGCACACAGCAUAUUCACAUAUUUUUACUGAUGCUUUUGUUGUUUUAAAAAAAUGAUGGGAUGUUAGUAAAGAGAGAAAGAGGGCUAUAGAGAGAUUAAGUGAACAUUCAUAGCCUCAUCCAGUUCCACCCUUGACAGCCUUCUUUAAGAAUCUUUAAGGGUCUCAUUCCUUUAUUAUUAAAAAAUAAUGAGAGGCCUUAGCAGAAUUUCCUAAAAUUUUUCUUCUCACCUCAUUAAUUCUUUGCAUUCUUGAAAGUCCAAGAAAGGACAAAAUACUUCAAGGAUACUUUGAUAUUUAUUGGCUACAUGUGUUAAUAAGACCAUACAGGGAGGAAAUGAUUUACAAAUGCUUAUAAUUUGAUGUGUAUGUUUAGGACUUGCUUUACUUUUGAGUUUCAGGCUUAGGGUUUAAUCAUCGUAAUUCUAUGAGGAAAAGGAUCAGGCAGGUACUGUAAUCCAAACUCACUGCCUCAGCCAUGAAAAGGUAGGAAGAAAAUGGAGGAGAAACAGAAAAUGAUAAUGGAUUAUUUCUAUGUUCUCUUUCUACAGCCAAUGGCAAGCAAAUGAGUGUUCCUCACCUUAUGUUUUUAUAGCAGUUUGUAUUUUUCAGACUAUAUUUAUAACAUUACAUAAUUUGAGGCUCACAACAAAACCUGAGGUAAAUUGUUGGGCAGAUGUUCUACCAGUUUCAAAGAUGAUGGAUAUUAAUUUAUCAGACAGUUUUCCCAGGCCCAGUGAAAUAAAAUAAAACCACAUCCACUUGAUUGUCAGUCAGUACUCAUCAUAUAUCUUGCUGUUCUCUAAUAUGAGUUGUUGACAGCAGAAAAAUAAGUAGAGACUAUGUAGAGAAACUUUCUGUAUUUUUUAUCUCAGGUAUAACCAUGGGAAUGGGAGGGUGUAAAUGCAUGCAUAAUUGCAGUAUACCUUGUAUGUGCUAAAUUCUUAACAUGAAAUACACUAAAUUAGCUAAAUAAACUCAAGCAAUUCUAGAUCAAAGACAGCAAAGCAGUAUCUAAUUAUAGGAGGGAUUUUUUUAGUGAAAUUAAUUUCUCACGGUAAAAUGAGAAAAUUAACAAUUCUGGUACCUUCCUGCUGCCUCCACAAAAUGAAUAAAGGAACAGAUGACCUGAGCCCAAUUUCCCAUUAGUGAAAACAGAUAAGCCCAAAGCUACUUAUCAGCCUGAAGUGAAUGAAGCAAAGCACCAGUAACAGCCGUCAUUGUGUUUUGAAUGGCUGUUGUGUAAGAAUUUCAAAUAAAAAGUGUAUAGUUUUGAUAGAA
Messenger RNA from Monodelphis domestica (gray short-tailed opossum), 13361 nucleotides. RefSeq names its product zinc finger protein 292 (gene ZNF292). Lineage: Eukaryota; Metazoa; Chordata; Mammalia; Didelphimorphia; Didelphidae. Gene Ontology annotation, biological process: regulation of transcription by RNA polymerase II. The record is from RefSeq and is a predicted model, not a curated record. Gene Ontology annotation, cellular component: nucleus. Gene Ontology annotation, molecular function: DNA binding; DNA-binding transcription factor activity, RNA polymerase II-specific.